This is a messenger RNA of Zingiber officinale, 1219 nucleotides long. RefSeq lists its product as uncharacterized. Bases 122 to 991 code for a protein of 289 amino acids. The transcript has 2 exons. Lineage: Eukaryota; Viridiplantae; Streptophyta; Magnoliopsida; Zingiberales; Zingiberaceae. The record is from RefSeq and is a predicted model, not a curated record.
CUUCGCUAUCUCGCUCAAAUCCUCUCCGUUCUCUUCGUCCUGCGCGAAGCAGCUUAGGGUUUGAGGGAUCGCUCCGCUCUUUUACGGAUUGCGGAUCAGCUUCUUCACAUAUAGGAAAGUUAUGGUUUCUGAAAUCUCCACAUCUCUGUCCUUAGACGGCGGCCACUUUGACACUGAGUUUGAGAAUAUUGUCUGCCCUAUCUGUUUGGACACUCCACACAAUGCAGUGCUUCUUAAGUGUAGUUCGUAUGAUAAAGGGUGCAGGGCAUUCAUGUGUGACACAGAUACCUCUCUCUCAAACUGUCUCGGCCGGUAUAAGCAUGCAAAUGGUGUCUCCACCACCACAAUGGUUAAUUCAAUUACAUCAGAGGCAUCACCACAAAACUUUCAAGUAAUUCCUUUGAAUUUCGAUGGCCUCACUUGCCCAUUCUGCCGAGGAGAUGUUACAGGAUUUAGUGUGGUUGUUAACGCUCGGGCAUACCUCAACAUGAAGAAAAGAUGCUGCGAAGAGAAGCAUUGUGGGUAUGCUAGCAACUAUUUGGAACUACAACAACAUGCUAAACGAGAACACCCGAAUUCUCGACCAUCUGAAGUUGACCCAGAAAGACAACGAGAUUGGGAGAGUUUUCAACGGUCCUUGGAAACUACAGAUAUCAUGAGCGCUAUCCGUUCGGAAGUGUACAGAAUGCUUUUUGGCAACUGUAUCAUGGAUUAUGAGGAUGAAAGUGAUGAUGAAUUUGAUGAUUUUUCAGGGGAUGAGUGCAAUUGGCAGACCUCUUCUUAUCAUAUAUCUGACGGCUUCAUGUCCCCUAGGCACCAACCACAAUCAAGAAACGAGAGGAGAAUUCAUCCUAGAUCAAGCUCUGAUGUUCAUAUAGACGAUCAACCUCUAUCGUCUAGUCAUACGCCAGAAGAUUUUAAUAGAAAUGCCGAGAUUGGUGAAACAAAUAAUGAAGCAUCAUAUAGAGGAAACCACAGUCGCCGCAGGUAGCGUAUAAUUAGCGUCUCGUGUGUAUUUUCUGGAUGAUAUUUACUUGUUUCCAAAUUGGUCGCCAUGCCUAGUAGUCUUAUACUUCCUGAAAAUAAGCAUAAAUAGCAUAAAGUAUAUUUUCCAGUUAACAUAUCAGUCUAGUUUCUUAUACUCAUCUACAUGUCGAAUAUCUCCCUUUUCUUCAUAAAAUGUUUGUUUGCGAUAUGCUAUUUUUAGACAAUUCUGUAA